Messenger RNA from Cygnus olor (mute swan), 1511 nucleotides. Its product is annotated as betaine--homocysteine S-methyltransferase 1. Gene Ontology annotation, molecular function: zinc ion binding; betaine-homocysteine S-methyltransferase activity. The transcript is spliced from 8 exons. The record is from RefSeq and is a predicted model, not a curated record. The coding region runs from base 112 to 1329 and encodes 405 amino acids. NCBI's taxonomy places the organism in Eukaryota, Metazoa, Chordata, Aves, Anseriformes, Anatidae.
GCCCACCUCCUUCCCGGGCUAUAAGAGGGCGGGCGGCUCGCUGCGAGCAUCCCCUGCUCCGCGCCGAGCCGUCGGACAGACUCGGGCAGCCGGCGUCCCCGGGCGAGCAAGAUGCUGCCGAUAGCCAAGAGCUUGAAACAGGGCAAAAGGGGUAUUCUAGAGCGCUUAGAUUCUGGAGAAGUUGUGAUUGGAGAUGGAGGAUUUGUCUUUGCCCUUGAAAAGAGGGGAUAUGUAAAAGCUGGGCCUUGGACUCCUGAAGCAACAGUAGAACACCCAGAAGCAGUUCGUCAGCUUCACCGGGAAUUCCUCAGAGCUGGAUCCAACGUUCUGCAGACAUUCACCUUUUAUGCCAGUGAAGACAAACUAGAGAACAGAGGCAAUUAUGUAGCUGAGAAAAUAACUUGCCAGAAAGUGAAUGAAGCUGCUUGUGACAUUGCAAAAGAAGUGGCUACUGAAGGUGAUGCUUUAGUGGCUGGAGGAGUCAGUCAAACACCAUCAUACUUAAGCUGCAAGGAUAAAGCAGAGGUUAAAGCAGUUUUUCGAAAGCAACUAGAUGUCUUCGUGAAGAAGAAUGUGGACUUCUUAAUUGCAGAGUAUUUUGAGCAUGUUGAAGAAGCUGUCUGGGCAGUUGAAGUCCUGAAAGAAUCUGGCAAGCCAGUUGCAGCUACGAUGUGCAUUGGUCCAGAAGGGGACAUGCAUGGCGUGCCCCCAGGACAGUGUGCUGUCCAACUGGUAAAGGCUGGUGCUUCUAUUGUGGGAGUCAACUGCCAUUUUGAUGCAGAUACUUGUCUGGAAACUGUGAAACUGAUGAAAGAGGGCUUGCAGGCUGCUAAACUGAAAGCCCACCUGAUGUCUCAACCACUUGCUUUCCAUACACCUGAUUGUGGGAAGCAGGGAUUUAUUGAUCUUCCCGAAUUUCCAUUUGCUCUGGAGCCAAGAAUUGUCAGUAGAUGGGAUGUUCAAAAAUAUGCAAGAAAGGCCUAUGACUUAGGCAUUCGUUACAUUGGAGGCUGCUGUGGAUUUGAGCCAUACCACAUCCGAGCAAUAGCUGAGGAACUGGCUCCUGAAAGGGGAUUUUUGCCAGAAGCUUCUGAGAAACAUGGUAGCUGGGGCAAUAGUCUGAGCAUGCAUACCAAACCCUGGGUCAGAGCAAGGGCAAGAAAAGAGUACUGGGAGAAUUUGAGGCCUGCCUCAGGCAGGCCAUAUUGUCCUUCAUUGUCAAAGCCAGACGGCUGGGGAGUGACCAAAGGAGCCAAGGAGCUGAUGCAGCAGAAAGAAGCAACAACUGAACAGCAGUUGAAGGAGCUCUUCCAGAAACAGAAGUUCUAAUCCACUGCAGUUGUCUGAAUGUUAGGAUGUUAGAACAUUUCAUGCUUCAUGAGAAAAUCUGUGAAGAUGAAUACCCUGUUAAUUUAUCAGUUAACAUGUAAUGAAAGAGACAAAAUGCAUAGAGAAUGUGAUUAUAGAUUAAAUAUAUGAAGCUUUGAUAAUAAAGUCUUUCUCUGGUCAAA